UUCUGGACUCGCUCCCUGUUUUUAACGGGGGCUCGCAUCUUCAUCUCAGCCACCAAAGCCACUGCUCUCGCCUGAACUCUUUCCUGCCAUUGGAGCUCAGGAGCAAAAGCCUGUAGCCACUAGUCCACCAAAGGCUGUUCGGAUGGCCGUCAUCGGGACGGUGGGGGCGGAGGUGCUGAUACCGCUGGCGGCGGUGAUCGGCAUUGCGUUCGCGGUGUUCCAGUGGUACGUGGUGGCCAAGGUGCCGGUCCCGUCCCACGACGGCGAGGAUGGCGGCGGCGGCGCCGCCCAGAAAGGCCGCAGCGGGCACGAUGAGAGCGCGGAGGACGGCGUGGACUACCGGCAGGUGGAAGCCCGGUGCGCCGAGAUCCAGCACGCCAUCUCCAUCGGCGCCACGUCCUUCCUCUUCACGGAGUACAGGUACCUCGCCGUGUUCAUGGCUGGGUUCGCGGUGGUGAUCUUCAUGUUCUUAGGGUCGGCGCAGCGUUUCAGCACGCGGCCGGAGCCGUGCACGUACGACCCGGCGCGCAUGUGCCGGCCGGCGCUAGCGAACGCGACCUUCAGCAUGAUCGCGUUCCUCCUGGGCGCGCUCACCUCCGUGAUGUCCGGGUACCUCGGGAUGCGCGUGGCGACGUUCGCGAACGCGCGCACGGCGCUCGAGGCCCGCCGCGGCGUGAGGCGAGCCUUCGUCGUGGCGUUCCGGUCUGGCGCCGCCAUGGGCUUCCUCCUCGCGUCCAGCGCGCUGUUCGUCCUCUACGUCGCCAUCAACCUCUUCGGCGUCUACUACGGCGACGACUGGGGCGGGCUCUACGAGUCCAUCACCGGCUACGGCCUCGGCGGCUCGUCCAUGGCCCUCUUUGGCCGCGUCGGCGGCGGCAUCUACACCAAGGCCGCCGACGUCGGCGCCGACCUCGUCGGCAAGGUGGAGCGCAACAUCCCCGAGGAUGACCCUCGCAACCCCGCGGUGAUCGCUGACAACGUGGGGGACAACGUCGGCGACAUCGCCGGGAUGGGGUCCGACCUGUUCGGGUCGUACGCGGAGUCGUCGUGCGCGGCGCUGUUCGUGGCGUCCAUCUCCUCGUUCGGGACGGAGCACAACUUCGCGGCGAUGAUGUACCCGCUGCUCAUCAGCGCCAUGGGCAUCGUGGUGUGCUUGGCCACCACGGUCGUCGCCACCGACGUCGCCGAGGUGAAGACCGUCGAGGAGAUCGGGCCGGCGCUCAAGCGGCAGAUCCUCAUCUCCACCGUGCUCAUGACCGUCGGCAUCGCCAUCGUCAGCUUCCUCGUCCUGCCGCACAGCUUCACCCUCUUCGACUUCGGCAGGCGCAAGCUCGUGAAGAACUGGUACCUGUUCAUCUGUGUGUCGGCCGGUUUGUGGGCAGGUCUUGUAAUCGGCUAUGUCACAGAGUACUUCACAAGCAACGCUUACAGGCCGGUGCAGGCGGUGGCGAACUCGUGCCGCACGGGCGCGGCGACGAACGUCAUCUUCGGGCUGGCGGUGGGAUACAAGUCGGUGAUCGUGCCCAUCUUCGCCAUCGCGACGGCCAUCUACGCCAGCUUCCGCCUCGCCGCCAUGUACGGCAUCGCGCUGGCGGCGCUGGGCAUGCUCAGCACCAUCGCCACGGGGCUCAGCAUCGACGCCUACGGCCCCAUCAGCGACAACGCCGGCGGCAUCGCCGAGAUGUCCGGCAUGCCUCACGUGGUCCGCGAGCGCACGGAUGCGCUCGACGCCGCCGGCAACACCACCGCCGCCAUCGGCAAAGGGUUCGCGAUCGGGUCGGCAGCGCUGGUGUCGCUGGCGCUGUUCGGCGCCUACGUGAGCCGCGCCGGGGUCGCGGCGGUGGACGUGCUGAGCCCUCGGGUGUUCGCGGGGCUGCUGGUGGGGGCCAUGCUGCCCUACUGGUUCUCGGCGAUGACCAUGCGGAGCGUGGGGAGCGCGGCGCUGGCGAUGGUGGAGGAGGUGCGGCGGCAGUUCGACAGCAUCCCGGGGCUCAUGGAGGGCACGGCGAAGCCGGACUACGCCACCUGCGUCAAGAUCUCCACCGACGCGUCGCUCAAGAAGAUGCUGGCGCCCGGCGCGCUCGUCAUGCUCAGCCCGCUGGUCGCCGGCACGCUGUUCGGCACCGAGACGCUGGCCGGGCUCCUCGCCGGCGCGCUGGUGUCGGGGGUCCAGGUGGCGAUCUCGGCGUCCAACAGCGGCGGCGCGUGGGACAACGCCAAGAAGUACAUCGAGGCCGGCGCGUCGGCGGAGGCGCGGGCGCUGGGGCCCAAGGGGUCGGACGCGCACAAGGCGGCGGUCAUCGGCGACACCAUCGGCGACCCGCUCAAGGACACCUCCGGCCCGUCGCUCAACAUCCUCAUAAAGCUCAUGGCCGUCGAGGCGCUCGUCUUCGCGCCAUUCUUCGCCGCGCACGGCGGCCUCAUCUUCAAGCACCUCUGAGUUUGAAUUCCGGGUUCGCGCGUCUUGCUGCCUGCCUGGACCUGGAUGGCCAAGCAGAAGACUAUCGUUGCCAAUAAUAACCUCUAGACUGGGAGAAUUGUAUGAGGUGAUGAAUGGUUAAUGUUUACUUUAGUUUCGGACUUAA
Molecule: messenger RNA, 2585 nt
Organism: Aegilops tauschii subsp. strangulata
Lineage: Eukaryota; Viridiplantae; Streptophyta; Magnoliopsida; Poales; Poaceae
Product: pyrophosphate-energized vacuolar membrane proton pump-like
Biological process (GO): proton transmembrane transport
Cellular component (GO): membrane
Molecular function (GO): inorganic diphosphate phosphatase activity; diphosphate hydrolysis-driven proton transmembrane transporter activity
Source: RefSeq, a predicted model, not a curated record